Molecule: messenger RNA, 3155 nt
Organism: Poecilia latipinna (sailfin molly)
Lineage: Eukaryota; Metazoa; Chordata; Actinopteri; Cyprinodontiformes; Poeciliidae
Product: beta-arrestin-1-like
Exons: 8
Biological process (GO): negative regulation of Notch signaling pathway; signal transduction; G protein-coupled receptor internalization
Cellular component (GO): cytoplasm
Molecular function (GO): G protein-coupled receptor binding
Source: RefSeq, a predicted model, not a curated record
CGGUGGCUUCCUGUCCGACGUCGUUCUGAUGGAAGUUCUUCUUCUCUGUCUCAGAUUUACUACCACGGCGAGCCCAUCAGCGUCAACGUUCACGUCACCAACAACACCAACAAGACGGUGAAGAAGAUGAAGAUCUCAGUGCGGCAGUACGCGGACAUCUGCCUGUUCAACACGGCGCAGUACAAAUGUCCCGUCGCCGUGGAAGAGUCGGAUGACGUUGUGGCUCCCAGCUCAACGUUCUGCAAAGUUUUCACCCUCACUCCAUUCCUGGCCAACAACCGGGAGAAGCGCGGCCUCGCCCUGGACGGAAAACUGAAGCACGAAGACACCAACCUGGCCUCCAGCACUCUCCUGAGAGAAGGAGCCAACAGGGAGAUCCUCGGCAUCAUCGUGUCCUACAAAGUCAAAGUGAAGCUGGUGGUGUCCCGAGGCGGGCUUCUCGGAGAUCUGGCUUCCAGUGACGUCUCUGUUGAGCUGCCCUUCACAUUAAUGCACCCGAAGCCGCUGGAGGAGUCCAUCUACAGAGACGCUCCAGAUGAAGCUCCGAUCGACACUAACCUGAUUGAGUUUGACACAAAUGAUGAUGACAUCAUAUUCGAGGACUUCGCCCGCCAGCGGCUCAUUGGCGCUAAAGACGAGAAGGAGGAAGACGAGGAACCGCUGGACUCACCCAAACCCGACGACAGAUAGAGGCGACGGGCGCCACGGCCGUCACUGUUGUUGUUUUGCUGCUGUUUGUAGUGUGGAGCCGGCAGAGGUCACCUGUAGGCCGAGCCACAGUCUGGACACCCUCCAAACACUCGGUGGUGGCGUGUUUGUGUGUUUGUUCAUGUCUGUCCUCUCUCUGCGUCCCGCAGGGUGUAGAAUACCGCAGCCUUCUGUCGUCAGGCUGAGCCUCGGCAGGAACUCGGAGCCGGCGGUCGCUGGAAGCAUGCCUCUCUUUGUUCUUCGUAUUUCCAUUAGAGAACGAUCAGGAGUUCAGUUGUGUUGAGGUUAGCUUCAGUGUUUUAUGUUGAAGGGUCUUUAAAAACAAAAACACUGCCAAAUUCGGAUGGCUUGCAGUGGUUCCCCACCAGAUCAACAUCAGGGACUUCAGCUUACAUCUGCAGGUGGUGAAGAGGCACCGACCCAACGAGACAACAAGGGACCAGUGCAUGAAAUAUAUCAGUAUGUUAUUGUUUGUUGGGGUCAUGAAUAAUGAAGUUUUCCUUGGUUUGUUCCGACACGUUGAUCAUUUCCCAAAUCAUCAUCAUUGGGUUAAAAAUAAUCUUCCAGCUCUGAAAGCAUCACCAGUCGUAGAAAAACCAAAGCAGUGGUAUAGUUAAAGAAAUGCUGUGGGACCCACUGGAACAUGCAUGUAGCUCCUAAAUGACACCAGAGAUCGUUAUGAGUCCAACUCCACAGAGUUCUGCUGUACUUCAUGGUUCUUCUUAAAACCCAGCCGCGGUUCUGACAUCCAGGUGAACACAGUCCCCACAGUGGCCUUAACUAAUGACGUUUCUUAUGUAUGGUCCCAACAGCUGGUAUGCAGACCAACCAGCCAUAAGAUUAUGACCACCCUAACUUUAAUAGGUUGUCCACAGAUUCUAGACUGGAUUGUGAUUGGGCGAAUCGGAGGCCAGCGCCGCCUCUGGCUGGUUGUUGUGUUGCUCAGACGUCCUGCUGGUGUUUUCAGGCUUGUGUGACAGGGAGCCUCAUCCUGCAGACCAGCUGGAACAGCGUUUCAUCGGACGUCUUUCCUAAAUGCGCCUUGAAACCACGGCUUAUAGAGAGUUACAUGAAGCUGAGUGUCCAUGCGGUGGAAAAGACCAUCAGACCAGUUUUUGUUCUGAUGCUCGUGCGUUCACUGCAGGAGCUUCAGGAGGUGGAUCUCAGUGAUCUGCUGCUACACAACCACAAACACCUGACAGCUCAGGAGGAGGCGAACUGCACCAGCUGAAAUGUAGCCAAUGUUGCACCGAGUUUACCAGACUGGCUGGAGGCUCUGCAGACCUCACUGCCCCAGUUAAGGUUAGAGGUCAUGCUUGAUGACGAAAAGAGAAAAAGGGGGAGUUCCAACUCCAGAACCAGAGCUGAUCCAGAAGAACACGAAGGUCUUCCUCACAUUUACCGCUGACACCCUGAUGAGUCAACAGUGGAAGGAGAUGAUCCCGUUUCAUCUGGAGUAAAACCAACGCAGCCUUUCAGAGACGGAUGGAUUUGGUGCGUCAGGCUGUUGGUCUCCUUCGUUCCUCUGGUGAUUUACUGUAAUUGAUGGAACCAUAAUUUCUGCUUUCUGAAAGGAAACCCUGAAGGAAACUCAAAACCCAAACUCCCUUUUGGGUUUUGCAGCAGGAUAUUAAUCAACAGGUCAACAUGUAAAACAGAAACCAAAGCUCUGGAGUGGCCAAGUCAAAGUUCAAGCUAAAAUCUGGUUCUAAAACAACCUCCAUACUUCCUCAGUGAUUUAGAAGAUUUCUGAUGAACAGAAACUUAGUGUUUGAUCUGGUUCAGGUGGUUUUCAGUCACUUAUUUCCCCUCAGUAAAAUGAAAUCAUCUUUGUCUGAUAGUAAAUGAGUUUAAUUUCAAUUAAAUGUGAUAAAACACUUAUUAAAAAUGUGUAGGGUGAAUACUUUGUCACAACAUUGCACGUUUAAAUUCUGUCGCUCCAACCUGCUGUGUUACCGCCACCUGCUGGUGGUAGCCUAAACAGCAGAUAAAGUAAAAGAUGAAACCCCUUAAAUUGCUUACGUUUUGACAAUAUUUUCCACAUAUUAAUAUAUACUAAAAUAAUUAAUUUAAUCUAUAAUUAACUGCAGAUUUCUGUCUGAGUUUUAUUUUUUAAAAGCAGAAUUUGUUCCUCUAAACUCCUGAUGAUGAUCUGUGAACUGCUCAGCUGUGUUAAAUGUUAGUUUUCCGUUAAUGACGGUUUCUGUUUAUUAUCUGCUGAUUUUAAUAUGAAGUGAGAUUCCUGAACUUGUAUUUUCCUGAAGUCUGGCAGGUGUUUGGGUCUGAAACACGGACAGACAGCAGUUUGUCUUGGAGACUGGAAGUCGGAGGAUGAGGAAGAAACGCAUCAUAUCUGUUUAUACUUUAUUUCCAGUUGUCUUUUAUUUUGAUAUUGUCAGAGAAAACUUGUAUAUUCCCCUCAGUCUUUAAUAAAAACACUAUUAGAA